This is a messenger RNA of Ipomoea triloba (trilobed morning glory), 1051 nucleotides long. Its product is annotated as auxin-responsive protein IAA14-like. Gene Ontology annotation, cellular component: nucleus. Gene Ontology annotation, molecular function: protein binding. Gene Ontology annotation, biological process: regulation of DNA-templated transcription. The transcript has 5 exons. Lineage: Eukaryota; Viridiplantae; Streptophyta; Magnoliopsida; Solanales; Convolvulaceae. The record is from RefSeq and is a predicted model, not a curated record. The coding region runs from base 105 to 815 and encodes 236 amino acids.
CGCCUUUUUCUAUUCUCUCUCAUUUACAUUGAAACCCAUCAUAUUAUUAUUGAAGAAGAAAGUAAAUUAAGGCGCGAAGACAAAGCUGAAAAUUGUCCCCGAAAAUGACGAACAUGCUCGGACACGGCGGCCUGAAUCUCAAAGAGACUGAACUUUGCCUGGGCCUUCCCGGCGGCGGCGGAAAUGAAAAUGAGUCCAUGAAGACCACCGGAAAACGAGGCUUCUCUGAGACCGUUGAUCUCAAACUCAACCUUCAAUCCGCCGACUCUAAUUGCUUGGAUCUCUCGGAGACUAAGAUGCAAGCUCCUCCUAAGGAGCCUAACAAGGACCCCAUCAAGCCCCCGGCCAAGGCACAAGUGGUGGGUUGGCCACCAGUUAGGAGUUACAGAAAGAAUGUAAUGGCCCAUCAGAAGAGCAAUAAUGGUGAAGAAGGUGAGAAAAUUAGUGGUAACAAUUUUGUGAAGGUGAGCAUGGAUGGUGCACCUUACCUGCGCAAGGUGGACUUGAAGGUGUACAACACCUACAAUCAACUCUCCGAUGCUUUGGCCAACAUGUUCAGUUCCUUCACUACUGGGUAUUAUGGGGCCCAGGGAAUGAUAGAUUUCAUGAAUGAGAGGAAACUGAUGGAUCUACUCAACAGCUCUGAAUAUGUGCCGACGUACGAAGAUAAGGAUGGAGACUGGAUGCUCGUGGGGGAUGUACCAUGGGAGAUGUUUGUUGAUUCUUGCAAGCGCCUACGCAUAAUCAAAGGGUCAGAAGCUAUUGGACUUGCCCCAAGAGCCAUGGAGAAAUGCAAGAGCAAGAAUAAGAUAUGAAGCGAUUAAUUAAUAUAAUUAUCGUACAAGUUUCUUUAAAUUUAUCAAUUAAGCAUAAGUUAUAACGAGAGAUAUGGUAAUUGUAUGUUAUUGUUUAGUUUGAAUGUUUUGUGUGUAUUUUCAUUUUAUAGUAUGUAGAUAGGUACGCUAAAACAUGUUUUGGACAAUUUGUACUGAACAAGAAGUUGGCAACAAACAUAAAAUCCCAAUAAUAAUUUGCUUCGUUUUUAACUUUU